Messenger RNA from Fulvia fulva, 870 nucleotides. RefSeq names its product Sphingomyelinase. The coding region runs from base 1 to 870 and encodes 289 amino acids. The record is from RefSeq and is a predicted model, not a curated record. Lineage: Eukaryota; Fungi; Ascomycota; Dothideomycetes; Mycosphaerellales; Mycosphaerellaceae. Gene Ontology annotation, molecular function: sphingomyelin phosphodiesterase activity. Gene Ontology annotation, cellular component: cytoplasm. The transcript has a single exon.
AUGCACUUAAGCCACCUCACAACGCUCGCACCCCUCCUAUCCUCGGCCCUCGCCGCCUCAGGCUCUUUCAACGUCCUCUCCUUCAACGUAGCCGUCCUCCCAGAAUUCAUUAACGACAAUGGCAUCAAAGGCGGCAAAGAAAAUGCCGCCACCAUGAUCGGCCAGCGAUUCGCCCAAUACGCCUUCGACGUAAUCCAAGUCCAAGAAGACUUCGACUACCACGAGGAACUCUACGCAGCAGACAACCAUCCUUUCCGAACCAAGACCUUCGGCGGCGUUCCUUUCGGCAGCGGCCUCAACACCCUCGCUAACUUCGGCUGGAGCGACUACCGCCGAAUCACUUGGGAUGACUGCUACAUCGACAAAGGCGACUGCCUUACGCCUAAAGGAUUUACGUUCAUGAGAAUGAACCCUGUACAAGGGGUUGAGAUCGAUUUCUAUAAUCUUCAUGCGGAUGCAGGCAGUGGUAAUGACGAUGAAGCGGCAAGGCGAAGCAAUAUCCAACAAGUGGCGGAUUACAUCGGUGCCAAUUCUGCUGGGCGCGCUGUCGUUGUGUUCGGCGAUACGAAUACGCUCUACUCACGCCCUACGGAUAAUGUCAGAAUCUUUGGCGGCCAGAAUGGACUCACGGAUGCGUGGGUGCAGUUUCAGUAUGGUGGUGUGAUACCGGGUGGCGUGCCGGAGUGUCCGGAGCCUACGACGGACAAUAGCUGCGAGACGCUGGACAAGGUGCUGUACAGGAGGGGUAGCGCGGUGACGCUGAGUGCUACGGCUUUUGACUAUGUUACGGAUCUGUUCUUGCAGGCGGAUGGGAGUAUUCUGAGUGAUCAUAAUGCGGUGCUGGUGGAUUUUGCUCAGAGCACGGUGUAG